Suillus subalutaceus is the source of this 695-nucleotide messenger RNA. RefSeq lists its product as uncharacterized. The transcript is spliced from 2 exons. The record is from RefSeq and is a predicted model, not a curated record. Bases 139 to 363 code for a protein of 74 amino acids. Lineage: Eukaryota; Fungi; Basidiomycota; Agaricomycetes; Boletales; Suillaceae.
CAAGCCAGAUCCGGCUCCGGGGUGACGCAUAUGCGCUAAUACAUUUGCAGCAGCGUUCCAUUCUGCUCCACCCUGCUCCACCCGUGGUUUAUUUGCAUGUUGUACCUUGGCUGACUCGGACAGGUUGGCAUCAGGCUGAUGGACGACUGCUUCUCCACAGUGCCUGGUGCACAGCUAUUUGGCUCAAUAUUUGCUGUUUGGCCUCUUGCAUGUGGUGAUUCACCAUGUGUAAAUGUUGUUGAUGAUAUCACUGUGACAGUGCCUCGUUACUCAGGUCAGUGGGACUCGUUAGUCAACCCGGAUCCGUGUCUAGAUCUCGAAGUUUUCAACUCCAAAUUCCCUAUCCGGCCGGUACAGCUGUAGGUCAGCACUUUUGGAAAGGGAUGUACCAUGAAACUGUCGGACAGUUUUAUUCGGAUGCAAGCAACUCUCAUACGUUAAGCGCGCACACGUUCUAAAUGGCUGUUCAUUCCCGCGGAAUAUCGUUUCGAACAUUUUUCAACUGUUCGACACACUUCUCCGAUGGCGUUCGUGUUAUUGCAUUACCCGGCCCUGUGAUAAGAAAUAGGGGACUCUCAGGCUGGAUCGCCGAUCAUUCAAGUUUGUAAAAGGAAUAUGGCAGAAUGAAUGUUUUGUAAAUGCAAACAUAUGCUACCCAGCCAUGUGCGUCAAGUGUGGAAGUACGUUCAAGCAAU